CCUUUGGUUCCUCGAGAAGGGGGAAAAAAGUUCACGUCGUAUCGCCCGCCGCGAUAUACGGUGACCCGGAGAUCCCAGUCGAACCUGGAAAGUACGGAUAGUCAGCCUGCACACACUUGCUGACGCCUGUGGCCUGCCUGGCUCGUCCUUGCAACCUCGACGUUCCACUCAAACAGGCCUUCUGGCGACCCGCUCCCGCUCCGGCUUGCUGCUGGUUGCGGUCAAUCUAUCUGGCUACGUGCCUGUCAGCCAGUCUCGUCGAACGAAGAGGGUCCCAUGAAUAGAAGUCCAUUUAGGUAGCUAGAAUGCCACCUUCGCCGUCGUCGCCACCCCCAAUCCUCGCCAUUACGGCCACUUAUCUACACCUGCUGGCCCAACAUCUUCCCCGGCCCAUCUACGAAGUCCUCCAAAAGGUUCACCACCACAUUGCGCGCUCCUUCGCCGCCGUCGCCUCUUCUGCCAUCGUCGUUCGCAUACACUCUUUUAUCCCUGCCCAAAUGCAUCGCCCACUGGGCUUCUCGGCCUUUCUGGUCACGCUAUUCCUGAUAUUCGGGCUACCCGUCAUCCUCGCCCAGAGCGAGCCGUUCCACUGUUAUCCGUACCCGCCCGCCGAUAAGUUAGCGAGUCCCUUCAUCACCCUGCAGCCGCAUUGUUGUAAGGGCACAAUCGACAAUAAGUUGAGAGUUGGCAACGACUGCGAAUUGGCGAACGGAGGAAAAUACAAGACAAAGUUUGGACAGGAUCUGGGAACGUGUGCGACGGGCUGGGUGGACGCGUGCUGUAUGCGACUGCAUUACCCGCCCGAGAUUGCACGGCCAGAAAUGUCGUAUUGCGACGCAGGCUUCCUCGUCAAGGCCGAGGCGAAGAACAUUAUCGAUGCCCGAAGCUGGAACCCGAAGAAGUACGGAAUUUGAUGACAGGCAGCAAGAACGGGAACAUCAAUCACACGAACAUGGCCACGGGAAUUCGAGCUUUAUUCGAUGACAUUCAGCAACGGCAGGGUCAGGCGAAGCUAGCGAAAUAUGGGCACACCUCCACGGUUCACGAUGCCCCAGGAUAUCCGGCGUGGGGCGAGAGAUCGAGCGAGACCCAGCGAAACCCCAGCGGCUUCAGCGAGUCAGGGAAUCUCCAUCGCCGCAACGAUCCGAGGGAAGAGAGCCUCGACCAGCCCAAGAGCACUCAGAAGCCGCCGUGUGCUGUUUGAGAGGGGAAAAACACACCAACACCUAAUACGACUGGCGAAACACAGGCAUUUAGGCGUUUUGCGGGCGACGACUGCAUUAUGAUGGCACGAUUGCGACGGUCGCCCUCGUUCGAAACAACUUAGG
Colletotrichum godetiae is the source of this 1328-nucleotide messenger RNA. RefSeq lists its product as uncharacterized. Lineage: Eukaryota; Fungi; Ascomycota; Sordariomycetes; Glomerellales; Glomerellaceae. The record is from RefSeq and is a predicted model, not a curated record. The coding region runs from base 306 to 914 and encodes 202 amino acids. The transcript has 2 exons.